AUGGCGAAUUUUGAACAUUGAAUUUUUUGAUGGUGAAUUUUGAACACAUCGAAUUUUUUUGAUGGCGAAUUUUGAGGACAUUGAAUUUUUAACUGGUUUUUAGAAUUUUGAUGACCUAAAUUCAGGCAUAAAAAAUUCACAUACGAAAUUUUGAUGCAAAAAAAUUCAAAGUAAGAAAUUCAGCAGCUUUUAAAAUUCAGAAUCUGAUGAGUCUGAUUUGCUUUCAUAAGAAUGGAGGUGAUUGGUGCUCACUGGAGGAUUCAGGGUGGAGAAAGCUGCAGACUCCCAGAGGUGGUGUUGGUCACAUGUAUGGAGCGUUCUGGUUGAUUAUAAUGUAAUAGUGAGUGUUUCUGCCCCUUAAAUGUGUUAUAAUUUGUUUGUAACCUUCUCAUGGACGAGUAACAGAUCUUGUAAAGACAGAUCACUAACCUCUUACAGUUUCAUACUCUUUUUUAGCACAACAUGUGUAGAGGCUUCCCUAAAUCAUUGUACAAAACAGAAAGAAAAAGUAAUUUAUAUUUGUAGUGACUGCCGUUCUCCCCCCACCAGAUACUGAUUAUGAGUUGGCAAACAUACGGCCCACGGACCAAAAGCAGUCCUCCAGAGGGUCCAAUCCGGCCCUCAAAGUGUAAAAAACACAGAGAAGAUAUUAACUGCAGAUUAUAAAUUAGUAAAACUAUAAAUUUAAAAUCAUUUCUAGACCAUGACAAGCUGUUUUGAUCACAAAGUAAAAUACUAGAUUGUUCAUUGUUCUUUUGUUGUUUUGUGUCUUGUUUUCCUAAUAUUUUGACGAAUUUUUGUUGUUUUUUGUCUGACUUUUAUCAUUUGUCUCACAUUUUGGUCAUUUUGUUUCUCGUUUUUGUCUCGCUUGUGUUUUUUGUCUUGUUUUUGUCACUCUGUGUUUUGCUUUAUUCAUUGCUUUGUGUAUCACUUGUGUCAUUUUGUUUCACGCUUUUGACAUUUUUUGUCCUGAUUGUGUCAUUUGUCUCAUUUUUUUGUCGCUUUGAAACUUUUUUGUCUCUUUUUUGUUUUGUUUCGUGUGGUUUGUCUCAUUUUUUUGUCUUUUUUUUCUAUAUUUACCCUGUAAAUGUCAGGAUCUACUGUUGUUACAGUCAACUGUGAUUAACACGGAUCUCCAAAAAGCACUUUAUAAAAGCCUAACAUAUUCAGGCUUAUGUCAUCUGUCCCGCAACUAUUCUUGAGCUAAAAGUUAUUUUCUAAGUCACUUUAAAUUGGACCAAUUAUGCAGCGUAGAGAAUCGGCCCUGACUGGGAUGUUGGUCGAGCCGUAGUUUACCGCAAAAUUGAGUAAAUGAUCCUUUUAGUGCCUUCACAGAAAACCUCAAAUUACAUUAUGUGUGCAGCCAAAUAGCUUUGUGACCAGCAUAGAGGGUGGUUGGAGUAAUUAAAACUAAAUGCAUGCUGCACGCUUUUCUUGUGACCAAAUUGUGGCUUUUAUGCAGCUUUUUCUUUAUAUCCAACCGUCAAACAAAAGCCUGAGACCACACUGACCUCCACAUGUCUUCUGUCCUGUUUCUGCCUAAUAAGAGGAAACCUACCAGAUUCCUCCGAGGGUCCGUCCAUUUGACUCGGUCACAGCUGAAGCUAAGGAUGAAGACGAUCCGUGUCGCGUCACGCUGCAGUCCGACCAGAUAUGACGUAACACGGGUGCCUCGCUAAUCGCCACGAUGCUGAGACUGGCAUUGUAAAGCCUUCACCCCUUUUUCAGACCAUCCUCUCUGGAAAUCCUUCCUAUUCUCCUGCAAACACAUCCUCCUUUCCUGUCUCCUAAAUAUAGCUUCCUUACCUUCUCAUUUCCUUCUGUUGGCAUCAUGCAGGGUGUUUCUCCCACCUCCACUCUCCUCUUUCUCAUUCUCCCCUCCCUGCUAUUUUUCUCCUAUUUCCCCAACCUGGUCAGCGGGGACUGCUGGCUCAUUGAGGGGGACAAAGGCUAUGUGUGGCUGGCGAUAUGCAGCCAGAACCAGCCGCCGUACGAAACCAUCCCCCAGCACAUCAACAACACGGUGCACGACCUGAGGUUGAAUGAGAAUAAGCUGAAAGCUGUGCUCUUCAGCUCCAUGUACCGCUUCACCAACUUGACCGACCUCAAUCUCACCAAGAAUGAAAUCAGCUACAUCGAGGACGGAGCCUUUGCAGGACAAGCCAACCUACAGGUUCUUCAGCUGGGCUACAACAAGCUAACAAACCUAACGGAGGGGAUGAUGAGAGGACUGGGCCGCAUGCAGUGCCUCUUCCUGCAGCACAACCUCAUUGAGGUCAUCGCCAGCAAUGCAUUCUGGGAGUGCCCCAGCCUCAGCAGCAUUGACCUGUCAUCCAACAAACUUGCGCGCAUCGACCCCUCCACGUUCACAGUUCUCAGCCGCCUGAUGGUGUGUGAACUGGCAGCCAAUCCUUUCCACUGUGGCUGUGAUCUCUACAGCUUCCUGACCUGGCUGGAGUUCUUCAACAACGUCUCACACACCUACGACCGUCUCCAGUGUGAGACGCCGCGAGAGAUGUUCGGCUUCCCCCUACUGAGUCCCAUCGCUGCCGGCCAUGCUGGUCGGAACGCCAAGAACAUUUUGUACCAUCACUGCCGGGAUGGUGUGAUGAUCCCAGGAAUGACUUCCCUCCCGCCAGAUCUGGACGGACCUUCUGGGAUCGGACCGGAGAUGUUCGGUGGUGUGGGUCCUUACCACCAGCCCACCACCUCCUCCUCAUCUACCGAGGACAGCUUCAGUCCCAGCAUCAAGCUCCAUCACGUCUCCUUGUCGUCGGCCUCUCUCCUGGUGAAGAUUCCGAGGCCCUACAGCAAAAUGUACAUUCUGACACAGUACAACCACACGUACGUAUCCGAUGUCAUGAACUUGAAGAACAAGAAGGAGAUGAUCACCCUCAACAAGCUCAAGCCGCACAACAACUACACCUUCUGCGUAGCAUCUAUCCGAAACUCUCAGCGUUACAACCACACCUGCCUCCAGUUUUCCACUCGAGGUCAAAAUGUAGACGAUACGCUUCCCACGCCUUCCACCACCACUCACUACAUAAUGACGAUUGUGGGCUGCCUUUUUGGCAUGCUCAUUGUUUUGGGCUUUGUGUAUUAUUGUCUACGUAAGAAACGGAUGCAUGAUGAGAAGAAGAAGUCCAUCUGCGUCAAGAAAACUAUCCUCGAAAUGCGCUACGGGCCCGAGGUGGCGGCAGCGGUGGCUAACGAUCCAUCAGCAGUCCACAAGCUUCAGGAACAGUCCAGAGAACAUCACCAGUAUCAGCAUCACCACGGAGGAAAAAUGCCCAUGUCCACAUCCUCCAGCUCGGGAAUGCUCCACUCAGCCAACACCACCUCCUCAAGACUCUCCUCUAUCCCACAAGUGGAAAAGAUCGCCACUGCCUUUUCAGAGGCCAUGGCUACGAAUAAAGGAAACUACAUGGAUGUCAGGACUGGAGGGGCAGGGAUGGAGAGGGUGGUAGACGGAGGCCAUGUAGGGAUGAGGGGGGACGACUUGAGGGAGGACGAUGGAACCGAUCUCGGCGAUGACUCCGAUGAUGAUGGACAUGGUUCUGCAUCAGAGAUCUCCACCAUUGCCAUGGAGGUGGACAAGGUCAACCAGAUUAUUAACAACUGCAUCGAUGCACUGAAACUGGAUGCUGCAGCAGUUGCAGCUUCGGGGGCUUCUACCAACCCCCAAGUAUCCUCAAACCCAACCUCCCCACCACCCACCAGCACAUCCUCCCUUACUCGUGGCCUGAUCCCACUCUCUCAAGGGGUGACAGAAACAUGCCAGGUCAUGGCUCCCAACAAAAUACCCCCUCCGCCUCCACUCCCUGCCCUGAAUGCCCCCCUCUCUGAGCGCCCGGGGAUCAGUGGUGGGGGCUUCGUCAUCACUCCCCCCUACAGGCCCCCUCCUCCCGCCACUGCUGUACGUCCUAUUCAGCGGCAGAUGAGUGCAGAUGCUGCUGUGGUUAUUGUAAAUGCUGUCAAGAAACAGUGCAGCACCACAUCUUGUGGCUCCAUGGGUCGAGACAGGGAACGUGGCGGAGCCAGGGUGUAUAGUCUGGAUGUUCCUGAGCCGAGGAGUCCAGACGCCUGUAAUCAGCAGCAGCAGCAGUAUUCUGACCGGGCCAGUCCUGUGGGCUGUGGAGAGCCCCUGGAGAGGCUGCCUUUAGUCGGGAGUGGGAGCUGUGGUGGAGGGGGUGGUGGUUGCGACAGUGGUGGUGUUGGUGCCCAACAUCAGGAAAACCAGAUGACACACCAUUACCAUCAGCAGCAGCAAAUACAGCAGCAGCAGCAGCAGCUGGAGGUGCAGCAGGACUACCACUGCUCGGAGCACCGCCACUCCGUCCCAGCUCUCUAUUAUGAAGGGUCACAUCAGGGCUCCCCGGCCCAGAGAGUUUCCUUCCUUAAGCCCCUGACACGUUCCCGCAGGGACGCAGCUUCUUACUCCCAGCUUUCACCGGCUCGCCACCAUUCCAGUUACUCUGGCUAUUCCUCGAGCCCAGAGUACUCCUCAGAGAGCUCACUGCGGAUCUGGGAGCGUUUUCGUCCCUACCGGAAAGGCCAGCGUGACGAGGCCUGUUAUGUGACGGCUGGAAAUGCCCUUCGAAAAAAGGUGCAGUUUGCUAAAGGCGAGGACCUGCAUGACAUCCUUGAUUACUGGAAGGGCGUGUCGGCGCAGCAGAAGCUGUGAUCGGGGACCAGAGUGAAGCGUUGUGGGAAAAAGAGAUACUUCUUUUCCUGAUUGGCCUGUGGGCCAGAGAAACCAUUUGAAGUUCAUGGGGAGAAAAAUGUAGGACAAAAUCUUGCCUUUGGGUUUGUGUUAUUUUUUGGCAUGCUAGGUGUAUAGAAUAUUGUGAUACGAGCAAGGACUGUGAAACUGUGCCUGGAAUCUGAGAGUCAUUACAGUGUUUUGUUUUACACUUCAUUGUAGCACCUUUUCUGGAUCAUUCUUUUUUUAGUGGGUACAGAUUUCAUUUUUAUUACAGGGAGAAAAUGCCAACUGUGUGAUUUUCUUUGGGUGGUCACGUUUGGUGAUCAGUGGACCAUCUUUACCAGUGCCAUGUUCUGAUCUGUGUCCAGUCACAGAGGAUAAAUGCUGAUGUCCUUCAUUUUAGGCUUGUGCAAUCCCAGACUUUCCUGUUUCGUAUCGGGUGCUGCAUCAGUUGGCAGCAUCGGACAUGUUUAGACUUCUAUGACGAGGUGGGAUCUGUGCUCUGUUAAAAUUAACAACAUGCGGAUUAGCGAACAGAGUUGUCAAAUGCAGGCGCUGUCUCUCUUCUCUGAGAUCCUUCUUUGGGUUGAGGUUUUUUGCAUUUCCAAGGCAUCUGUCACAUGAGAAGAAAGGGAUAAUAGAAUAAAGGAAUAAAAGAAAUGAACACAUGAGCUCGGGGAGAAUUGUGAAGUGGGCAUGAAGGAAAUAAUGAAAGAGAGAUUAAAGUGGAGCCUCGGCUUAAAGUGCAGAUUGCGAUCGAGGUGUUAAAUAAGAAACAAGAAACACUCUUGCAUGGUUUUGAUUAAUAAGGUGAUAAAAGGAUGUUCCCCUACAGAUGCACCAAAUUAUUUUAAAUUGCAUUUGCCUGAUUAAUGGUCAGAAAUGUGGUCUGAGUUUGAAGUAUUAAAGAAGACAAGUUAAAAAAUGUCAUAGUAACGGCUGUAAAAUUGUGAGAUGCGAUGGAUUAUUUUUUCUUUUCUUUCUUUUUAGUGGCCUCUGUCCAUGUCAUGUCAAACAAGUCAUGAAUAUCUUCCCUUUUGGACAUAAAAAGAGCAUCAAAGUUCACAUUAGGAGACUGGUAAUGAAGUUAACUAAACAGACUUUGUUUUAUGCUACAGAACCACCUGGUUAGUUUGAGGAUCAGAGUAUGGCGUGGGUUAGAACCCACCGCUGUUGUUUUCUAGGUUACUAGGAUACCGGUCCCGCCACAAGAAUAACCCCAAAGCAUCUCACAGUUUUACAACUUCCAGGGCUGAUGUAGCCGGCGACAGGGCUGGGUAAGCUCACACAAUCUCCUUACAAAAAGCCACAAGAGACGUGACCCAUAUGUGAAAGAGACCAAGAGAAAUUGAAAGCACGAGGGGGGCAUGAGAGGGGAAAAAAGCGAUCAAGAGGUCAAUCGUGGAUACAAAUAAUUUUCAGCAGCCACAGAGAAUGUAAGUAGAUUACAAGCAGGUUACGGGGAAAUCUAUUUUCAUCGUUCAGCGUGAGCACCACGGUACAUUCCAAAUCCCUCCUGUGACAUUAAAACUGAGCGGGGCACAGAGGGAAAGGACACUUCUGAUUACUGCCAAUGUGUCUGUUCUGUUCUGGAAAUUAAUGCUGUUGUCGUCUAUAAUUGAUAACUCAAUUAACCAAUGUGUGACAGGCAUGUCUGCUUGCACUUUCUGCCUCAUGGUUGUGUGUGUGGUGCACAGUGGUCCUUGUCAGCGGGUGUCGGCAUGCUUUGUCAGAUUAUAUUGUAUAUGCCCAAACUAACUUCAAUUAAUAUUUGUCAAUAUUUUGCCCAGUGGCUGGUUGUCUGAACAAUACUAGAUUAUUAAUGGCAUGUACAGAUGUCAAACAUGUUCACUGUGUUUUCUUCAGAUGACUGUCCUUCUUGCUAGCGCAGCCAUCACCUGAUCUCUGUUCAUGCGUACGAUUACUUGGCCUUUUCUUGCCUCAUUCUAUUGAGAUGAUGCUCCUAAAUGAGAGUACCACGCCUGACGUCCUGACAAACGGCAUCCUGCUUACCUAAAGCGCUGCGUAGCCGCUAAAGUUUUGUCACAAUCAGAGACAUCCUCCCUUAAAAAUGUGAAUUAAUGCUCCUAGAAUUUUGUUUUUGUUCAACUUUAACAUCAGGAGCUUUUUUUAAAUUAUUAUUAUUCCUCUUUAGAUCUUCACUUUUACACUGCCAGUAAUGUCCAUUAGCUCCUCCCUGCUCCCACAGCUCCAGUGGGAUAUUUCGUAGGAGGGUUCCAAACACGUUGACUUUGUUUCAUUAAGUCUGAAAUUGUGUUCCUUGCAGGCAGGACAUGGGUGUGUACAGCACAUAUCAACACUGCUUUUGUGUUUUUGUUUUUUUUUUCUUUUUUUAGCAUGUAAUUGAUUCGGCAGGGUGAAUGAUAUGUAAAAGUCCGUUCAUGUAUCUCCACGCUGAUCUGUGUAAAGCUCCCUGUUUGUUUCCAUCCAACUCUCCCUGUUUCAUUAACAUGUGUGGAUAUCUGUGGGUCCACAUGAGAUCGAGGUUUCUGAGAUGCACCGCCUCAUCCGCCUUCUUUCUACGAUAAAGCACCAUGUGGUGAACGUACAGGACAGUCCUGGAUUUUCUUUGUGUUUUUUUUAAGUCUCCUGGUCAUCUCCUGUUAUCUGAAGUUUCCAAAGGAACACGUUACUGUGACUGACUUUCUCCAAAACAGAGCGAAGGAUUUACUUUUCUUUGUGUUUUUGCUCUCAGACUGAUCUAAUGCCGCAGCUGAAGGAACUCGGUGCGUUUAACUCCCCACAUCCACAACUGCCAUAACGAGUUUACAGAACAGGACGCUGAGGAACAGGAAACGCUGAGGAACACCAGGACGGUCAUCAUUUCAGCUGCCAUUUCCAUCUACCUGAUAAAAUAUAAUGUGACAGCAAAUACGGUUUAUUACUCUUUCCAUGGAUGGACUCUUAAUUUCUUACAUUUUCUACUUUAGUUAACAUGUUUAACACAUCAGUGUGUUUUUCAGGUAGUAGAUUUUCAGGCGACAGAUUUUCAAGUGCUGCUCUGCUCAAAUCUGAUUCAGUUUCAACGUCGGUGUGAGAAUAUUUUUAAUGACUUCUAAGAAUAUUUCACAGCAAAUGAGCACCGUCGCUGUAUUUGGAGAGGAUAUUGUGUUUGGAGCUGCUGCCAACAGAAACACAAGGGGUCACGCAAAAUGGAAAUGAAAGCCAGAUUAAACAACAAUUAAAUCUGAUGAGCCAAAACUGUCAGUCCUGUGAGUGAUUUGCAAUAAAAACAGUGACAAAUGUCAGCAAAAGAGUCCUCCAGUGUGGUCAGCGCUGCUCUCUGGAAUAAACCUCCGCUAAUUAUUAUCAUUUACAAAGCCCUAUUUAGUGUUUUGCGAUAAACAAGUGUGUUAAUUGGCUUUGGCGCUUAAUUGAUAAUAAUAAAAAAAAAUACUUUUCUGUUCUGCUUAUUGCAGAAUUGAGGAUGCAGCUCCAAUAAUCUAACAGCUAAAUGGAUUAAAGGCCACAAAUACUUCAGCGUUUCUGUUCCACAAAGCCAGCAUCAAAUAAAUAAACUUUCUUUUUUCUUCCUCUCUGCCUGCAUCCUCGGUGAACCCCGGGGAUUGGCUUGCUUGGAGAUGGAUGGUCCAUUUUGUAGCAGCAUCCUUGUUCGUCUGAGACCCACAGGAAGGCCAGACAUGACAAAAGCAUCUGAUGUGCUAUUGAUGUUGAAUCUUUUUGUUGAGAGACUGGCUCGGGUUUCUUCUCCAGUCGUCUGUAAAACGCCACGAAAUCAGAGACGUUCUGAGUUUCUAACGCUUUGAUGCGCUCCGUAUUUAAAGUCCAGCCAAAAUGAAAUUAAAUUCUGGUUUCUUGAAUUCAGGGAGUGGGUUGAAUCAGCAUCUAAAUGACUGCAGGGAAAAGUUUCCCACAAUACCGUACACUUUUAUCCUUGUUACUGGUGUUGAAAGUGAAACUAUUUCCUUAGAUACACAUCCACUAGAUACUAUGGGCUGUAACUGUAAUUAGUGCAUCAUUUACUAAUUAAUAAAUUAGUCAGAAGGAUCAUUCCAGAACUGGAGGACAUUUGGGAUUCAAAAUGAUUGAAAAAUCAACCUUCUCUUUUACAGUUUUCUGCUCCAUAUUGAUCAAUAAUAGGUAUUGAUUGGCUCAGCUUCCACAUCAAUGGUAGCAUUUUUAUUCCAUGUUUUCUGUGUUGUUUGCUAACCCUACUCUAAUCACAGUAACAGGGUUGCUAAUCCAUGCUAAUGUGAUCUUUUUCUCAGCAGUAGAAGCUAGAUAUUUAGCUGCUGUUACUGCUGACCAAGAGGACAAACUGACUGAUGGAAAACAGUCCAAAGAAUGAGUCUGAUCCUGAUAAUAUGAGGUAGAGUGAGACAUUCAAUCAAGGCUGACAAUGGGAUGAAAAGAUGAAAAAUAGAAGAGAGGACAUAGCUUUGAUCUACACAUUCUUUAGGAAAACUGUUUGGUGAUGUAAAUGACAAAAACAAGACACAAUAUGACAAAAACAAGACACAAAAUGACAAAAACGAGACACAAAAUGACAAAAGCGUCAUCUACAGGUUCUGCUAACAUGUUGUGGGACACAUUCCAUGUAUAAUAAUUACUAUUUAAAAUAUUAUAUUCUAUUAUAAUAUUAUUUUAAAAAAUAUUCCCACAGUUACAGAGACAUCAAUGAAAAAAUAAAACCAGAAAAAUUAUUUUUAAAUUUCAUUCUAAUUAUUUUAUUAGAGAUUCAGUUUGGUCAUCAGGGGGACAAGAGAAAAAUGUCAUUUUAGGGGAACUCCAGACUUAUUUGGUAUUUAUAAAAUAUUUUCAAACAUUCUUUUCUCCUCAUUUUUUAGAUUUAGUCUCAGGACAAGAACAUUUACACAAUAACUGCAUGUUUUAGUAUUUUCUACAUGGAUUAUUGGAAAUUUGAUGGGUGGGACAUAGAAUAUCCUUCAGUUCUGGAAUGACCCAUAACCUAAACUACAGAAUGAUUAUUAAUCCCAAAGCAGCAGCAAACCGAACACACGUUUUCAGCUUGUUUAUAACAUUUUCUCCCGAUCUUUUCCAAUGCCGCUCCUCUCCCCACAUCACGCACAAACAACAAGGGUAGAUGGCAAACAUGGAACAUAAAAAUGUGAGUCAGAGUGAGUCACGGGCUGACGAAAACAAAAUGACUCUUUUCCUGAAAGGCAGGUAAAUGGGAAGGUCUGCAGAGAGGAGGACGGGGAGGAGGGACUUUAGCUGAACGCAGGCAGGAAUGAAUCAGCUUCACAUGAGCCGUAACACAAACACACACUCCUGCACAACAGAAGCGUAUUACACCACUUAUUACUGAACUUAUUACUAAUUCAGAAUUUCUUGCGACUGUUUAAAAGCCUGGAGGAAGGCAGCUUCGUUUCCACUUAGUUUCACAGCAGGUGACAGGCAGGUAUUAGCGCUGAGAGACAGUGGGCUGCAAAUCCUUUCAUUUGGUAUCUUUGGACCUUUUGUCCAACAGUCUAUUAAGUCCAUUAGCUAACUGUGUGGGAGAUUAGCCCGUGUUUGAUAAAUGAAAACUAUCCCGUGUGUCUCCUCAUGAAAACCACACAAGGGCUGAUGUGAUGAAAUUAAACGCAUGCCAUUUUUGAUGUCACUCUAAUGUGAACGUGUAUUUAUCUAAAUAAUGAAGAAGGAAGUCAGUGGAGAUAAAUGAAAUGACAGAUUUCUUGGCUCUGACGUUGCCAGGGCUUCCUUUCUGACUGCCAAGCAAUUGUAAAAAUGUGUGAUGUUAAAAGCAUCCGCUGACAACUGAAAGUCUUUGAAAUUCCCCCUAAAUCAUGAGGUUUGUGAGCAGAAGAGCAUUUGAAAAUCCUGCAGGUAAAGCCACAUAGGGCUGAGGUUUGCCACCUGACUGGACCCAGUUUCCAAAGACGGACAAAGGACUUAAAGAAUCUGUGAAAUAUCUGUGAAUUUUGUAUACUAGAUAAAUGAAAAAAGAAAAAACACUAAGGUUAAAAACGCUUCUAUGGAUGUUUUAUACUCAGCCUGAUCUCUUGAUAUGUCUGUGUGUUUCUCUACUUUCAGUUGGUUGUUUGUCUUUGUUUCUUUCGUUCGGGGUUCUUUUGGAGGGGAGGGAAUCACGGGACAGACUUUUACUACUUGCAACAAUAUAUGUUAUAAAGGUUUAAGAGCAGAGAAAGCUUAACAUAGUGUACUACAUAAAAAGAGAAGUUGUUAUAUUUGCAUGAUUCCCUGUAUUUUUUGAGAGACAAAAAUAUAUUGUUGUGUACAAUGAGUGGACGUAUGUUGAAAACAAAAACUGUAGGGGCUGAAUACAGUGUUGUCUUUGAUUUGAACAUCUAGGUUUUAGCCGUUUUUUUAUUCUCGGUGAUGUUUCGUAUUUACAUUCUUGCCUACUGGUUUUCAUUUGGGUGAUUGUAUUAUAAACUGCAGUGAUGCUGCUCUGGAGGGUGUAGAGACGCUUAAAGCUGCCGAUUGUUUACAUCCAUCUACACUUUAUUCUGCAUUAGAGACAUGUAAAGCUACCUUCCUACCUUCAGGUCCACAUCAGUUUGUGGCUCUAUUUCCUCUUAACUCUUUCUUUUUUUCUGAUUAAAAUAAAUUAAAAUCUAAUGUUUUCAGAGAAUGCUGGCGUGAUGCAGGCCCACACACAGUGGACAUCUAAUGGUCUUAAUCUCAGUCCAUCAGUUAGGAGUCAAAUGAAUGCAGCAUCAGCAGCUUCUCCCCGAGCCUCGGCCCACUCGCUGUUAGCGAAAUCAAUGAUUUUCAUUCCUCCUCCGUUGGUCUCUGAUCCUGCUGGCUUUCCAUCCAACUAGUUAAUUGAAUUUACCUUCCAUAAAUCACUCUUUUAUUACAACACUAGUUUAACGCUAACUUUUUUGCAUGCACAGAAAGGAGAAAGAAAAGGAAAAAAGUGCACCGCUGCAGAGGCUGAAACUGAAACGGACAUCUUUGUUUCUAAAAAUGACAAAUAAGAGUUGAAUAUUUAUAUAAACCACCUCACUGACAAUGAAUUUAAGCAUUAGUCCCACCAGUCAGACUUAGCUCUGUCUCUAUAACAUGUUAGUAACACUUACUGCCGCCCUGCUGGUGCAUCAGUUAGCGGAUUCAUGCAGUGACAGCGGCCCAUAAGUCAUAACCAUGUUUACUUUCUGCUCUGAUAAUACUGAGACCCUCCAGCUGAGAUAUUUAUUGCCUAUUCCGUGGCCCAGCCGCUGCCAGAAACCCAAAGAGGCAUGCCUUGUCAAUUACAAAGAGAAAAUGAAAUGCGUUAACCUCUGGGCUAAGUCUGCUCCGUGCCGUAUCCGGCUGCAAAUGUGCAGAGUUAUGUUUUAAUUGGGUAAAACUGCACUGCAAUCAGAUGAGGUGGCUGUUAUUUAUCGGUUCUGGGGGCUCAUCUGUAACUCGGCGCUCUCAUUUCUCCAACCCUAGGUCCGGAGCGCUGAAACUCGCUAAGAGGUCUCGUCACGAUGAGACCAGCUGCCUUUCGGUGUCAGGAGCCUAUAAUUCUGAUCAACGCUAAUGUUUCUGCGCUCACAGAUAGCAGAGGCUGGAAAGCCAUUGCUAUUCCGAACACACAGGCCAGUGCCACGCUGCUCCAGAGGCAGAAUGAUUGGCCUUGUCAGUGCCAGAGAUUGAAAACUUAGCAGCUUCCAAAAAUGGCUGUCAGAGCAGAGAGAGAUGGCCGAGGAGAAGCUCCGUCCUCGGCUGCUCGAGGAAAUUUAAUGUCUGCAGACUGAUCUGCUCAGAAGUGGUGUCUCGGCCUCGCAGCAACAAAAGCAUUGAGCAUUAAUGUUGGCCUGGUGGGCCGCAUGAUGCACAAACAUGAUGCAGAAAGUUAGGAGAAGUGAUUCAACUUCUGCUUUAAUUCUUUACAUCCAAGAAACACAAGCAGACACAAGUCAGUGCACACGUUGAGGGGAGUCCAACGCAGAUUCAUAAAACACAGAGUUAAGACUUUAUUUUCAUUUUGUUAAUUAGUUUUUUUCCUUUUUAAAAGCAAUUUUUCACUCAUUUUUCCAGGAAAUGCAGAUUUUUCAGGUUGUAACAGCUGAAUAUACAUAUAAAUAGCAUGAACAGCCCCUAAAAAACAACAGUAUCUGUGAUCACAACCGUGUAAUAUACAAUAGAAUUACUGCAGUGCUUAGGCACAGCCGCCAUCUGUGUGACUCCGAAGCAGUUUCUCACAACAUCACCAUGUCAUUUCCGUUAGAUUUGAACAUGUAUGUAACGUUUGUGUUGAUUUAUGGCUCUUGCCCUGUCGACAGUAUCGGGAGGUCUUUAGGUUUUUAAAGGCAAGAGAAGGGAAGGGCCAUCGUUGUAUUAAAUUAAACUCCUGUAGGUGUUAAUUCUAUUCAAAUCUAAUGCGACUCUCCCCUCUGGUUUAAUGUUCAGAGACCAAAAGGGAAAGGCAAAACAAAGGUUUGGAUUAACGGGAACAAAUCUUGGCUUUCUGCUUUCUUUAAUUCUUUGUUGCUGAUAAUGACAUUUUUCCCUUUGCAAUUUCUGUACAAAAGAUCUAUUUAUAUAUUUGCAAUAAAUUUGUAAUUAAAAAUGAAAAUCAUG
Molecule: messenger RNA, 13246 nt
Organism: Amphiprion ocellaris (clown anemonefish)
Lineage: Eukaryota; Metazoa; Chordata; Actinopteri; Pomacentridae
Product: protein phosphatase 1 regulatory subunit 29
Exons: 3
Coding region: 1832-4684 (950 amino acids)
Cellular component (GO): plasma membrane
Molecular function (GO): protein binding
Source: RefSeq, a predicted model, not a curated record